This is a messenger RNA of Aphanomyces astaci, 1636 nucleotides long. RefSeq lists its product as hypothetical. Bases 1 to 1434 code for a protein of 477 amino acids. The transcript is spliced from 4 exons. Gene Ontology annotation, molecular function: lipid binding; metal ion binding. The record is from RefSeq and is a predicted model, not a curated record. NCBI's taxonomy places the organism in Eukaryota, Oomycota, Saprolegniomycetes, Saprolegniales, Verrucalvaceae.
AUGGCGCCAUCCUUGCCGCUUCCGAAGAACUACUUUACAUGUCCGCCGCUAAAUGUCAUGGAGACAGAGUAUCUCAUGGACACUGCUCGGUCCAACUCGAUCGACGUGAUCGCUCGCACCACCGUCGCCGACAACGACAAGAGUGGCUUGAUCAAGUGGACCCUGGACUGCCAUGACGGCGAGCAAACCAUCUACCGGGGCGACGACUGGGACGCUCCCCAAGGGGUGCAGUCGUUCCUUGGUGUCUUCGAGCUCAAAGCAACUCUGGACGAAGUCGCGGGUCUGUACGCAUGUCACACGGACGACACAAUGGCCGAGUUCCGUCGAAGCGUGGCCAAGAACGUGCUCGACAUGCAACAGCUGUACGUGUUGUCGGCUCCGUCCGAUGAUAAUCCGAGGCACUUUGUCGGCAUCAAGUGGGCCGCGGUGGCCAGUCCUGGCAUGGUGCGGCAUCGCGACUGGGUUCUUCUGGAAAGCCACCACGAUUUCGAAUGGGAAGGCCGACGGGGGUGGGCUCGAACGACCAAGUCCAUCGACUUGCCGUGCAUACCAUCUUCAUCGACCGACGACUGGAAUCUCGUCCGGGGGUUCCAGCUUCGCUCGGGGUUUGUCUUCCUCGAGGCCCCACACAAGCCAGGCACCCUCCACGCGAUGCAGCUGCACCAGUUUGACCUUUUGGGCAAAUUGCCGUCGUGGAUUGUCGCGCUGGGCAUAAAAAAACGGUGCCGGGCCUUCCUGAACCUGGCCAAAUACGUCCGAGAGCUUCGGCUCGGGAAGACCGUAGCGGCGUUCGUCCCCGCGCAUGAGUGGGCUGUCAAGGACCUGCGGUCGCACUGCCGCGGCUGCCGCAAGCGUUUCCUGCCUCUGGUGCAUGUGAAAUCCCACUGCCGAGCCUGUGGUGAGGUGUUUUGCCAACACUGUUCCAAACACUGGUCCGUCAACUUGGCGCUGUCUUAUGCGGGUACCUGUGAAGAAACAACCACUGGUAGCGGUGGAGUGGCGUCCUGCCACCGAACCUCCAAUCAGCACUCCCAUCCCCCCCACAGUCAUCAGUCGGCCCGAGGACUCGUUCGCUUGUGCAUGACAUGUUCCAUCACCCCAAACACGUUGUUGUCGGACAUCGAGGUUGCCACGCGCACUUCCCCAACCUCGACGCUGGUUGUGCCAACGGCCCAGAUGGGAUUAUCUAAGCGUGAACAAGGUCAUAACAGGACUAUGAAGGAAUACAUGUCCGGCGACGCCCCCCGCCACACGCAAAGCAUGCAUCGAGGCUCGUCCAACCAGUAUGGUUUUCACCGAUCCCCAUCCACCACCACAUCGUCGUACCACUCGUCGUCCGAAGCGUUCUUUGGUCAUCCCAAUGGGUUGGUGGACACGAAUCAACAACGCCCCAGGAACGACCUGAUCCCCCUUGCUGACCCGAACGACGAGUAGACAACACUCACCAGUUCAAAGACACCAACUGCUGCAGCGUACGCGACACAUGUUCUCUAUCUUGUGCGAGGGCGAUGGCGAAGAUGGACGCACUGUCGUGUUAUGAGCUGCUCGCGAACCCCAACGACGCUUAGGAUGCUGCCUUAAAUAACGACAUCGAGUGACCACAAGCUGUACGAUAGUUGGUUAGUGUGAAAGCAGC